GCUGUAGCCGUUUGUGUCACGGCGGUCAGAGGUCGGCGAUUCGAUCUCGAAUCAAAUCGGGGUUGGUCGAGGCGCUUCCGUCGUACGGGAGGGAAGGAAAAGCAUAAGAGAAAGUCGGAAGAAAGAUGUCGGGAAAUUAUUCGGUCCGGUGCGAGCCCGGUCUAGUGGUGCCGUUAUGGGGACCACUGGAGAACCUCUAUCUCUCCGAUGUGAUUUUCCGCGGAUUUGUCUACUUUCUUUUGCUGUUGUACCUGUUCAUCGGCGUGUCGAUAAUCAGCGAUCGUUUCAUGGCGGCGAUCGAGGUAAUCACAUCGAAGGAGAAGGAAUUGGUGGUUCGCCGCCAGGGUAAGGAGCCGCAGAUCGUGGUGGUGCGGGUGUGGAACGAGACCGUGGCGAAUUUGACGUUGAUGGCGCUGGGUAGCAGCGCGCCGGAGAUCCUCUUGUCGAUCAUCGAGAUCUGGGCGAAAAACUUCCAGGCUGGAGAAUUAGGGCCGGGCACGAUCGUCGGCUCGGCUGCCUACAAUCUCUUCGUCAUUAUCUCUCUGUGCGUGUUCGUGAUACCAAACGGCGAGACCAGGAAGAUCAAGCACCUGAGAGUGUUCUUCGUGACCGCCACGUGGAGCAUCUUUGCUUACGUUUGGCUGUACGUGAUCCUGGCGGUUUCCAGUCCCGGCGUGCUCGAGGUUUGGGAAGGUAUCCUCACCUUUUCAUUCUUCCCAGCCACGGUUCUCACGGCCUACGUGGCCGAUCGACGUCUGCUCAUCUACAAGUAUCUGCACAAAGGCUACCGGAUGAACAAGAGAGGAGUGAUCGUGCAGGCCGAGGCCGGUGAUUCGGACGGUGGGGUGGAGCUCGAGAUUAAACCUCAGCAGGACAACUUCCACAACAUGACGGACGCCGACACGCCCGAAGCAAAGGAGUUCGAGCAGACCAGAAGAGAUUACAUCAACACUCUGAGAGAACUAAGAAGGAAACAUCCCACUUUGCCGCUGGAACAACUGGAGGUGAUGGCUCACGAAGAGGUGCUCGGAAAGGGGCCGAAGAGCAGAGCGUUCUACAGGGUACAGGCGACCAGGAAGAUGGUCGGCGCAGGAAAUCUGAGCAAGAAGAUCAGCGAAAGGGCGCAGAGCGAUCUGAGCGAGGUCAAGGCCGAGCUGCAAAGGCAAGAGGCGGAGAGCAUCGACAUCGAGAACGUGAACGCCAUGAGAAUCUUCUUCGAACCUGGCCACUACACCGUGAUGGAAAACGUCGGUACCUUCGAGGUAGGAGUGACCAGAGUUGGCGGUGACCUAACCAAACCGUGCACCGUCGAUUACUGCACCGAAGAUGGCUCGGCCGAGGCUGGUUCCGAUUACAUCAGCGCCAAGGGCACUCUAACCUUCGAUCCGGGCGAGACCAGGAAAACCAUCAAGCUCUCCGUCAUCGACGACGAGCUGUUCGAAGAGGACGAGCAUUUCUACAUCAGAUUGAGCAACGCGUCGCAGCCUGCCAUGCUGGUGUCACCUAGCUUGGCGACCGUGAUGAUCCUCGACGACGAUCACAGCGGCGUGUUCGGCUUCCCCGAAAGAGACAUCGAGCUGGUGGAAAGCGUUGGUCAGUUUGCUCUGCGGGUGGUGAGAUACAGCGGUGCCAGGGGACGUGUGACCAUCCCCUAUCGCACCAUCGAAGGAACGGCCAAGCCUACCAAGCAGUACAUGCACACGGAGGGCUCGCUCACCUUCGAGGACAAUCAGACCGAAAAGCUGAUCCAGCUGUCGAUCAUCGAGGAGGAUUCGUACGAGAAGGACGCGCUGUUCUAUGUCGAGUUAGGCGAACCACUGUUACAAGGAGCCGAGGCAGGGAUUGCAGUGGCGGCGGAAAUGAAGCAACCGGAGGAGCGCACUGCCGAAGAAAAAAUGGCGUUGCUUGGGAAACCGAAACUGGGCGAGGUGUCCAGGGCGCAGAUACGAAUCAAAGAAUCGAAGGAGUUCAAGAACACGGUGGAUAAACUGGUGCAGAGAGCCAACGCUUCUAUCCUGCUCGGAACGAGCUCGUGGAAGGAACAGUUCACGGAGGCGUUGACGGUGAGCGGCGGCGACGAGGACGAGGGCGAAGGUGCUGGUGAACCAAUCUCACCGUCCUCCUUGGAUUAUCUGAUGCACGGCUUGACGUUAUUGUGGAAGGUGUUGUUCGCGUUCGUCCCACCAACUGAUAUCGCCGGUGGUUACCUGUGCUUUGUCAUCAGCAUAUUCGGAAUCGGUGUGGUGACGGCGGUAAUCGGAGACGUCGCAUCCUACUUCGGCUGCACCCUGGGAAUCAAGGACUCGGUUACCGCGGUGGUUUUCGUCGCUCUUGGUACCAGCAUUCCCGACACGUUCGCGAGCAAGGUGGCCGCCUGCCAGGACAAGUACGCCGAUGCGAGCGUGGGCAACGUGACCGGAAGUAACGCGGUGAACGUCUUCCUGGGGAUCGGCAUUGCAUGGAGCAUCGCAGCCAUCUACCAUGCCUUGCACGGUGAAAAGUUUUUGGUAGAACCGGGCAAUUUAGCCUUCUGCGUGACGUUGUUCUGCACGGAAGCUUGCCUGGUAAUCCUGAUUCUGCUACUGAGGCGGACGAAGAACAUCGGCGGCGAACUCGGCGGACCUUUCGUACCGAAGCUCGUUACGUCGCUGGUCCUUUUUUUCCUCUGGGUGUUCUACCUCAUUAUGUCGAUCCUCGAGGCCUACGGCUACAUCGAGGGCUUCUAAAAGGAGCCCGUUCAACGCUCGCAAACAUCGGCCUACAACCGCUCCGCGUGUAUCUUAAACUCGUCGCGUCCGCCAAGACGUGUGCUCAACGAAACGUUCUCUCGGACAAAAGGGAAGUGGAAUCGAAAGGGUGCGAUUUCGCUGGCGAACGAACUGUCUGAACUGUGCGCCGGAAAAUCACUGGUAGCUUUCACCCUCCCACACACGGGAUGAACAACAACGAACGUGAUCGCGUGGCGUUAUCGAAUGCGUGCAUGUGCGUAGGUACCUGAGAGAAUGAGCGUGAGAAAGGGAGAGCGCGAGUAUGUGUGAGAAGGAGCGAAUAAUUGGGAACGAAACGAAAGCAGUUAAUCACAGGAAAGGGAAGAAGUAGAAGAGAAAAGUGAGUAGAAGAGGAGAAGGGAGGAUGUACGAGAUGGACAAAGGAGAAGCUUACGUGUGCGAGGAAGUAAAGUGAGUUUGCCUUAAACAUAAUUUAACGUAAUAAGACGUACGAAAGGAACGCGUUCUAGUCUCCGGCCGUGGCUCGUACGUUCACGGCUCUUAUCAAAUAGAAUGCAAGAUAACAAAAAUCAGAGAAGGAUAUAUUAUAUACAUAUAUUAUAUACACAGACACACGUACGUAUAAAUAGCGUAUUUAUUUAGUCCUUGAUGGAACACAGGUUUCUAUGGUAUUUUAGUAGCGGAUUGUAUUGCCAUUCCUCUUUCGCCAGAGAACGAUGUCGCUAAUUUUAUAUAAACGUAUAUUAUCAUACGACGCUCCUUUCGGAACGCUCAUCGAUCUUUCGCGAUCCCGCGGUCGCGAUAAGUUUUCCGGGCGGCCGUAGAGUUCCGUUAUAUCGAAGGAAGUCGUAGAUCGGAAUCGAUUUGCAUGAGAAAAGUCCGAAUCGCGACCUCACACAGGAAUACUACACGUAGAUAAAUAAGUUGAAGAUAUAUAGCCGCGGCGAGAGCAAGGCAAUGUACAGUGGAAGCGCAAAUUAUUCACCGACUCCCUCGCGAAGGGGUAAGAUUCUUCGAAUAGGAAGACAAACGUUCGACAUUAGAAUCCCUCGGACGCUGGCAAGAUUCCUUUUAAACCAACAUCCUGUUUAAUCGCGUUAUAUCGAUCGUACUUAUCGAUUUAGCCAAUACGCUGAUGGAGUAUUUCGUCUCGACCGUGGUUUUGCCUAUUCGCAAUAAAUGACUCUCGAACGGAAAAUAAAAGGAGAGAUAGAAAGUAAUAGAAGCGCGAUCUCGAUAAUAAGCCAGCUCGCCGCAACGAUUGCUUAGAUCGUUACCACGAUGAAACAUGUUUGCUAUUUAUUAAGAAUUAAAUUAGGUAGUGCGACAAACAUAAUGAAAGACGCGCGCACGGUGUACGGCGGCCUUCGUUCGAAUGUCGAAAUUUUCAUUGGUGUUCACUGCCUUUGAUCGACGGUCGCUUCAACACCUGACGCGUCGAGUAACCUUAAAACAAUUGAACGGACAUUAGUAGAACGACGUAGAUCACGUACGAUGUAAAAGGAAAAGAAAAAAGAAAAAAAAAAUAGAAGCAUACGAAGAAGAAAAGCGAGCACGCGUUAAAAACAGCCGCAUCGACACGAGCAAUAGUGAGUUUCUGAGACCGUGUGCUCGAGGUUCGACAUUGAUAUCGGAUAUCCGUCGGAUACUCGAAAAAUCACAGUGACUUAUUAAACGUUCUCAGUGAGAACAACUGUUCGAUUAAUUUUAGCGAAACACUGAUCGGCCGACACGUGGCUGAAUCUAUUGUAGUUGAACGUGUCCUUAACGGCCACUCGUCUAAAAACCUAUAGUUACGUAGAGAUUUAACUAACACUGCAAAGGUUGUAACUGACUAAAGUAUUUACUGUAUUAUUUUCACCGUACACCGAGGCAAUCGAGGAGAACACGUCCGCGAUACGAAUCAGUCUCGCGAUACGGAUUCUCAUCGACGUGUCCUUGACUCUCGCCUUUCCGUCGUGGAUUAAAUAUAGCAGAUAAUUCUGCCGUCUGUUAAUCUCCGAGGAACGACAAAAAUUAUCAAGGUCGUUAAAAUUUGCAGACAUAGCUGAUGAAUGAUUCACGCUCAGAUCGUCGAACGAGCCUUAUCACCCUAGAAAACGCGCGUAAUUAACAGGAAAAUGAUAAAAGAGGCCAGUCGUAAAGAAAUAAUUGUGAUCAUGUUCGUUAUUUACGAGCGAAUUGCGAAAGAGCCUUUAAACGAUUUCCAAAACGAUGUACAAGGGAUAGGCGUGCUUCCCUUUUCGUCCGAGGACACGAUGAAAUGGCCAAUAGGGGCAGUGUACCUGCGAAGAAUCUCUCGGUAGACGCAGAACGUAGGAGAACCGGAUUUUCACGGGGAGCGAAUCAAUUCGUGCGAAUUGCAAGUCGUUUGCAGGCAGAAAAACGCAAGAGAAAACGCGGCUGCGGCUUGAACGCGCGCGCCAGAGUAAAAAGACGCGGAAGAGUCGUGGAAAGAUUCACCGGAUGGUCAAGCGGAACUCCGACGACCCGGAAUUCCGGCGAGAACACUCCGUCAAUCCGCACCGUGCUACCGCGUUUCCUUUUGCGUCGAGUCGAAGAUGGAAGCAAACCGAAUCUACCGCAGAAACAGAGUCUGGGACUUGGAGGUCGUUAAUUCUAAAAAUCAUGUUAUAUAAUCUUGUACGGUACGCUUGAUAGAACGUUCGAUUUUGAAAUCUUCAUCGCGUUUCUUCGAUGCUUCUCCUGCGAAGAAAGAAUUUCACCGUGAGAUCACUCGAAGGUCGUUUGAAGAUAGCUUCUGAGUCACUUGGUGGUCGUCGGAAGGCUGCUUCAAAUAACUCGACGUCGAAAGGAAAUUCAAAGGAAAACACACGCACACUGUUACCGCUGGAACAGCAUUUACUCUAGCAGUACAGUUUAUACGAAGUGUCGCAGACACAUGGUUGGUGCUCGACGAACGAAUACCAAACGCACAUAAGAAAAUCCAAGCUAUCAUUCUUCUUCGAUGUUUCCAUUAUCCUGGUAGCGAAGGCUACGAUGAAUUAGUUUCUUUGACGAGGCUCGAGAUGUUAUCCGAGCCAAUUACACUUCCCAACUUAUCGCGCGAAGGAGCAAGAAGUAGCUCUUGCGAAGAAAUAGCCUUCUCUCGCAAGCUUUCGUUGUGAAACGAGUCUACCAACGUGUAUUUGAUCUUUAAUCGGAGUGCUUGUUUUCAAAUUAAGAGGAUCUUUUGUACGUUUCGGCUCUAGGUCUAGGAAAUCUUUCACGGUUCGUUUCUUAAAAAAUUCUUCGUAGAAAAUUACCCGGAAAUCUGAACUUCGUACGUAGCUACUCGGUGGCAGUUGGGAAACGAUCGACGAACGAUCUUGACAUAGUACGACAUUCCGUGCACAGUUGUCGAUCGAUCGAAUGCCACGCGCGUAGAUUUGCUUUUGAGCAUCUGUAAAUCGAUUUCGGUGAUCCCUGAUGAUCCGCGAGAGGGAGAGCAAAAAAUAAAUCAAUCAAAGGAACACGAUGUGAAAGUUGGGGUCUCCGUCGAGUUUCUUCCCUUCGAUUUGCCUGCAAACGACGCUAGCGGAGUUAAAAAACACGCGAUCCCUCGUGAACCUUAGCCAAUUACGCGGAGUACUACCUUCCAGUGUACGCCGCAUAACCGUUUACACAACCCAGCCGAGGGCCUCGCGUUUUAUUUCACUCCAUUUCGCUCCGGGGGUGGGUUGGGGUGGGAGGGAAAUUGAUGUUAGUAGGGUGAAGGAAAUUUUUAAAACAGAAGAAGCAAAAUCUGCGAAAGCAUCGUAUAAGCGACCACACACGGUCGCCAUGUCAGCCAAAAAGAUCACAGAUAUACAUAUGUGUGUAUAAAGGAGAAAAGAAGUAUAUAGUGUAUGUAUACAUACGAUAUAGAUAUUUUAAUAAGAGAACCGUUCAAAGAGAUUUAAUAUAUAUACAUACAUAUACAGAUAUACAUAUAUAUAUAUAUAUAUAUAUAUAUACACAUAUACAUGUAUAAGUAUACACAUACAGUAGGACGUAUGUAGACGACACUCAAUAGCAAAGCGUUGAAGUGAUAAACCGUAAAUGGGAUCCGAAGAGUUACCAGGUUCUCGAGGUUCGACUGCUGGACGAACGAUCGUCAUCGAUACAAGAGAAAAUUAUCGAAGCUUUUCGAUCGCAAGGGAAACGUCGCCGUAAACCAACAAGAAAGAAAGAGAGAGAGAGAGAGAGAGAAAAGAAGAAGAAAACUCGUCGAUUUCUGUUCUGAACGAGGUGCUUCGUCGCGACCGUGCGUUUCAUCGUUUCGAAACGGUAUGCGCGUGAAAAUACGUUCUGCUACUAAGUACCUGAUUCACCUUUCAAUUUGCUUUCGAAGAGCAACUCGGCCGUCUAAACGGCUGCCCGUUGCUCGCUAACAUAGCCAUUUUACUAACGCGUAACGUUCGAUGCUUGACUUUUCGCUCGUAUGUACCAUUACAAACGGAAUCGUUCUAUCGUAACUCUAAACCUCCUUCGCUCCCUUCGAGGAACGACGUCUCCUGCGCGUCGCGUCGCGCCGUUUUUCUCGCGAUCGGACGCGAUUCAUCACUGGCGAUUGAAAUUCACACGAGCCGGAAGCUCGCUUGAAAUUCACAGGAUACAGAAUUUCGUGGUACAAGUACGUGGGAAGAUCGAUAGGGCGUUUUAUAGACGUUGCAGCCAGUUGCACCGAGUCGCACACGGAGAAAAUGGAAACGAUUGAUCAGACGCAAUCAAAAGUGCUACGCGUACCUCGACGAUCGACACGUCCAGCAGCGUUAUCGGCGAGAAUUUAUGGAAACGGACGAUCUCUCUUCUUCGUGCAUUUAUUCCAAUUACUCUUCAUCCAGUCUCUCGUGCAAGAUCCUUUCAAUCCUGUUAAGCGGACUUGCAACAAAACGAAUUCAAUGGCCGCGUGUUUAUGCCACCAACGGUCCUUUGAAUUCGCUCGUUUUAUUCGCCGAGCGUCGUUUUUGAAGCGGCACUAUCUUCAUCCUCGUUUUACAUUUCUUCCCUUCUUUUUCCCCCUCUUUCCCUUCUAUGAGGAGCAUCGUCGCGAAGCGUCCCCGACCUUGCGAACAAACGAGAUUUCGUUGCAUCACGCGGUUGACGCGUGAUCACUGGACCGACCGAUUAGUUUCUACCUUUUUUUCACUCGAUGGAAUAUUUUGAAAUUCGUGUCGUUGUCGAACGACAGCUCGCGGAUAAGUAUUUUUCACUCGUUAGAAUUAGGACGAACGCUGAUUAAAGGGAAACGUUGCCGAGUGCCGUGCUCCUAUCGCCUGGCCAAAAUUCCAGCGUUUCUUUCACCGAAUUGUAUCGCGCUGCAACAAAUUGGAAACUCGGCCAACUAAUUUCUUAAUUGAACUCGCGAUAAAAUAAACGAUCCAGGCCAUUCCGCUCGAACGGAAACGAAUAGCCCGGCAAACAAAAUGCAAGCAGACCGCCGGGCAAAACCUCGUAAACCGAAAGUAAUGGAAAUUAUAAUGCUCGCUCACGGCACUCGAGGAUUUUCCAUUUAAUCAUGCCUACCGAUGUUUGCUGUUUAAGUAGAUACUUAGAAUCGAACGACAGCGAGCGGAAAAUGUGCUUUGCUCUUUGAUGGACAUUCUCUAUUUGUUGGAAUUUAAGAACGUCGUUUUCGCAUGGCCAGCCCCAGCUCCCGUCGACGUCGCGAAUCGAUAACGAAAAUCCUCUGUGGAAUUCCAUAGAGUCGAGGGAAACUCGCUAAAAUUUGCCGCUGAUAUUGCAAAGGUUUUCAGAUACCUUCGAGCGAGUAACAUUGAUUGCAAAUACGUCGCAUGGGAUAAGAGACAUUGCGGGUCGAGCAAAAUUGAUAGCUCGAAUUCGCGUGAUUCGAUGCUCGUCGGAACCGACGUCUCCUUUGACGCCGAUUUCUUUCCCAUUUUCCCUCUUUUACUUUGUACCAGGUACUUUGUACUGGUUAUACGAAACCGCGUAUCUGCGGAGAAAAAGAAUGCGAAACAAAAGCAGCCUCCUCGAGGCGAUCGGCCAUCGGUGGCUCGACUUAAACGAAUUAGAACAACUAGAAACGCAUCGAGCGAACAGUGUUCUCGCGUAGGUUGAUUAAAUCGAAUACUUAUGUAAUAAAAGAUACUUUGUUAGGCGCCGAGCCAACGUGUUUAUACGUUUUGUAUUUUCUAUACAAAGGUGUUGAACGAUCGCGACGAUUAGUUGGAUAGAAAUUAGCAGGGUUUUAGUUUAGAAAUUGGCAUUUCUAGAUUACGUACGAAGUAUCGAUCGGUAGGAUUUAGUUAUUAUCGAAAACAAAGGAACCAAAACCGCUAGAUGCAGAUUCUUGAGAUAUAUAUAAGACUUGAAAAGACUCGCGGAACGAAUUUUCGUCGUUUUAUCCGAAUAUAUCAAAUCGAAUUCUUCAGACCAAUUUCCAUUUCUUCACUUAUCACUUUCAGUCGUAUCGAAAACGGUCCCGAUGAUUCCGUUUUUCUCGUCGCUAUCAAUUCUACGUAUCUAUAUAUAUAUAUAUAUACGCGUAUAUUAUCCAGAGUUGCGUAUCUUUAAGGACAAUUUCGUUGUUUCUUUAUGACAAUCACGUAGAAUCAUGUGGCUACGUUAGUAGGCUGAUUUAACAUCGAUAGCUACCACUGAUUAUCUAUUUUCACUUCUAACAUCUUCAAUUGCUGUGAUUUUCAAACGAAAAAUUAGCUAAAACAUAGCUAGUCGAUUUUAUAGUUAGCGUAAACGUGGGUAAACUAAGUUCGAUUAAAAAUAAAAAAAAAAAAAAUCGCGCGGACCAGUGGUAGCCAGUUGGUUUCUGGUUAUGAUUCGGUUGUUGUGCAAAUUAUCACUGAAACAAGGUAUCUGCAUCGAUCAAUUAAUCCAAAGAAUCAAACUUCACGGUUAUACGCACAGUCUGGACCAGCAUGUAAUUGCAAACUCGAACAGAAGAAUCGUCUAUUGAACGCGAUAUUGUCUCUAUAGUUUCUUCGGUAUAUGCUAGUUUCGACUUUCGUCCGUUGAUUAGUCAACUGCAUACGCGAAACGACCAACGUUCUACAGAGAGAACCUUCCAUUCGGACCAAACAAUUCGAAACCGAACAUUCGGCGAGUCGUCGUCUGUGCGCGAAACGUGCAGCAAUUUGACGACAGUGCGAGUAAAUCGAACGACUAUCGUUUAUCGUUGCGACGAUUCACGCGCAAAUCGGAGACUCGCGAAACGAGCCGGCGAACUGGCGUGAGAAAUAAAAACGUAACUUUCGUUCGUCGAAUCGCUCGUAUUUUCUUUUAAUCGAAACGUUUCUCCUUGACGAGAUAUAUCGGUGUAUCGGGGCUGGCCAUGUCUCUUCUACAAAUAAAGCUAAACGUACUAAACUUACUAUACCCACUAAACGUAUCGAGAUUUCUAUUCGAUUUUACUCCCACGAAAAACUAUUAAUACUUGUACACUUUUAUCUCUCAUUCUCUAAAGUACUAUACACGCUAUAGGUUAUAACUAAAACAAAAAAAAAAAGAAAUGUAUUCCUGUCUAUAUAUCUACGUAUAUACACGAGAUCUCUGCUCUUUGAUCUGUCGAUCAACGUUUGUCUUUAAAUCGACGUCUUUACUCACCGCUUGCACGACUCUCGUAGAGACACCAAAGAAACAUAAAACGAUGCGUUAUUAAUCAAACAUAAAAGUAUAUGUAGGACCAUUUGGACUCGCGUCGCGCGAUAGUAUCGUCCUCGAUGAACGAAUCGAGGAUGUCGCGCGUUAUCCAACGGCCCGGCGUCCUCGCGCUAAAAGAAAAGGAAAGCAAAGAACAAAAAGAAAAAAAAAAGAAUGAGAUUCGACGAGCGAAAAAACAACGGCGACCCGAUAGAGAGAGGACUCGCUUCUUCGUUCGCGAUGCCGAUAUAAAUAAGAAAAGAGUUAUAAGAGGGCGGUCGGGCCGUGUUCCUUAGAAACAUUUCGAGAACUAAAGUUGUACCGUAAGAUAUGAAAACUUUGUAAAGUAGAUAGCGGAAAAGAGUGGAGGUGGAGAACGAGGGGUGAUAUUCUCGGAGAGCGGCACUCGCGCUAAUGGAGGAAGAAAAGCGUGCGGAACGAAAUGGAGAGGUGGAUGCACAUUGAAUCUGAGUUUUCUACCGUAUAAGCGUAAUACAACACAAAAUACUGCUCGCCAGUAGAAAUUAUAAACCAUGUAUAUAUGUAUUGUUGCGUUAUUGCCUAACAACUUAACGAUAGGUGCGUUACUACGAUCGGGAGAAUUAAACAAAUAAUAAAAACAAGUAAAACCUUCUUCUUCCUUGGCAUCAGGGACAUCUGUCCGAUGAUUAGGACGAGUGUAGAGUAUCGAUACCUUAUAAUUAGCCAUGUUGUAAAUAGAAGAUGAAGAUUGCUGAUUUUAUGAGAUUUACGAGUGUCAUCGAUGCGAGAUCGAAGGAGAUCGUUCGUUCGACAACCGUACGACUAUCGUCGCCGGUUGUUUCUUCGACUUUUUAGUUCCUCUCUUCGACCAUCGUCGAAAUAUAUUUACGAGCACCGGUUAGUAGAGUAUAGAGCACUUGUAAAGCAUAUGAUUUUUAGUUGGAGCGAACGGUUCGUCCGUUUGCUCGCAUCGGCGAUAUUCAAGUUCGUCGUUUCGUUGACCGUUUCCUCGCAGGUCGUUCAGAGGCCUCGAAUAAUUCUCGCUGUUCGAUCGAUUGCUAAUCGUAAGAUCCACGGUGGACGGCACACGUCCCGUUAGCGCGUAAGAAUUCCGACUAGAACUUAAGCCCAUAGCGAAGAUUUAAAAAGAAAAAAAAAAAGUAAUAAAAUCGAGAAGUUGAAUGUAACGUAAAGGAGGAAAAGAAGACAAAAAAUAUGAAAAAGAAGAAAAAAAGAGUUUACGGUUAAACAUAGCGAACACUGCAGAAACGAGGAAACAUUUUCCGUGCCCUGAGACAUUUCACACGGAUUCUCCGCUGUUCUUUCCACUCUAUCCAUCUUUGUCGCCCUUUUUAUCCCAUUUUUUUCUUUCUAUCCUCUCGUUCCUCUGAUCGAAGGCGAUCGAUCUGCCACGAUGUUGCUUCGAAUCGUUGUUAAAUCUAUACGAACGAUUGCUACUCCUGUUCCUUCUUGCCCUUUUAUUUAUUUCCCUUUCGUAUCAUUUCGCUUCCUUCGUUCCCUUCCCUCUUCCUAAUCCCUUGCGCUGUCCUUUAUGUUCCUUUGUUCCAUCUAAUUCCAAGUAACUGUGCGUUCGCCGCGUUUCGAUACGUCACGCAAAGAACUUACGUUAUCCGCAACCUUUGCGCCAUACAACGAAAUGCGAUUACGUUUACGUUGCGCUCGUAAAAGCGUUCGCACGAUUGUAUAUCGCUUGAAUCGAGAAACUGUUUAACCAACCUAGAGGAGGCAGCCACGCCUGGCGGGAAGGUCGAGACUUAUCGCGUAAUCGUAUUGCCGCCGAUACCUCCCCAAGGAGGCUCGAGCAAUUAACCCAUACGUACAACGAGAUAACGCGAUGUACGGUAAUGAACAAAGCGUCGCGCUCGUCGUUACUACGCCCAACUUAUUUUGACCCUUUCGGCCAACGAAUUCGCAGAACAAGAUAUAAACGAAGGUCACGGAUGAAAAACACGAUAAACGUUUUACGGAAGAGCAAUCUCGAGAUUAAACACGUCGUUAGCCAAUUCCACGUCGCAAUUGUUUUCGCCAUUAAACAUCGGGAUUUUAUUGAAAAACUUUUAUCAAAUUGGCUUGUUCGAUCGACGAGUCUCAUAUCGACGAAGGUAGAUUUGUAUUACAUUUCGUAUAAAGAUACUUGUUUUCGGUUACCAAACGACAUAAAAGUCAGAGGAUGAAAAAAAAAGCAACUUAUCGUCUAUCUGCCGUGUGGUCUUCGAAUCUAUUACGAGCGAGUAUAUUGGAAUUUCCAAAGCAACCGACCGGUAGGUAGUAAAGUCAUAUCAAUUUAAUUCUUCGUCCCGAUACGUUUGCUUUGAGGAUCGCGGCCACUCGUAGCCGCCUCUCUAACGUCGAGCUCGUCUACCCAAAUGGGACUAACUCGAGAUAAAAUCAUUGGCGAACAAAGACUCGAUAAAGAUGCAAAACGGUGUAUCUGUGCGCCGAAAAAAAAUUCUAUGUCUGUAAGAGGGAAUCGACUUAAGAUAGGUCUGAAAGAUAACCGGCAGCCUGGAGGUACCCGGUGUCCCAUUAUGCGAAAGUAUCGAUCUUGCCGCUUCGUUCUUCUACUACGAGAAGCGAUAAAGCUUUAUGUUCCGUCUUCUAUGUAUAAUUCCUAUUGUACAGGAGAGCAAGAAAGGGCCGGACCCCGGUUCCUUCACAAAUCGUUGUAAGACGUUAAGCCGUUUUAUGCUUACGCUCAUUAUUAUUGGCAUUAUUAUAUACUGUGGAUUCGUCGUUCGUCGCUUGCGGCCAUUCAAGUGCUCUACGCGCUUCGAUCGAACGAACGUGGUGAACUGUUCGAGGAUUCGUUUGUCUGCCCUCCCCCUCCUUGAACGACGCGCAAACGACGAAGGGACGAACAACGUGUUAAUUGUUGAUGUACGAUCUCGUUGAGAACCCCUGAGGAAAAAAAACAGAUAAGAAAAAGAAAACUAAAAAGAAUCGAGCCAAAGAAGCUCGUUGCGAGAACGAGCAGUUAGAAUAUGAGCGAGAGGAAGAGUGUGAGAGAGGGAGAGAAAGGAAGAGAGAGAGAGAGAGAGAGAAAGCGACGGAAGCCGCUUGCCUUCGACGCAACGAAGAAAUAUUCCUCUGGAAAAAUCGAGCAGACUGAAGGGAAGGUUAAUCGUUAGGCGAAGAAUCCUAAGAAACUCGCGUGAAGUCACACAAACUGAAGAUACAAAGCCAAAGAGAUAUUUUAGAAAGAACUCGUUCUACGUGUACGCGAUGAAAGACUCUUUCUUCCUCGUAGUCGAUGGUCGAUCUCGUUGCUCGACCGCAAGCGGAUCACGCGUGCCGAAACAGCAUUACGCGAUCGACUAAGAAAUCAAUUAAUUGUAACUGAGUCGAAAGUGCAAAAUAUACAGACAUUAAAUGUUAUUUA
Bombus impatiens (common eastern bumble bee) is the source of this 13713-nucleotide messenger RNA. It is a transcript of the gene Calx, whose product is annotated as sodium/calcium exchanger 3. The record is from RefSeq and is a predicted model, not a curated record. Bases 126 to 2726 code for a protein of 866 amino acids. Gene Ontology annotation, cellular component: sarcolemma; axon; postsynapse. Gene Ontology annotation, biological process: cell communication; sodium ion transmembrane transport; calcium ion import across plasma membrane. Lineage: Eukaryota; Metazoa; Arthropoda; Insecta; Hymenoptera; Apidae. The transcript has 9 exons. Gene Ontology annotation, molecular function: calcium:sodium antiporter activity.